UCAACUGUCAAUUACUGGAGUGAUGGAGAGAUGAAAUGGAAUUCUUCACAGAGAAACAACUCAGCAGGUGCACAAGAGAAGUGCAGUAACUUGGAAAGAGAAUUGACCUGAGAAUUGCAUAGUGGAGGGGCAGAGUGAAGAUGGAUCAGUCAACUUCAUACAGAAGUGAUUUCUUCACAGGUAUAACAGAGGCCGUCAAUUCUAGCACGGGAUCUUCAAGACCCAGUCCCGCACAGCUCGGUGUGGAAGGUGGAUCACUACACAAGCUCCUUCGAUCUCGGGAGUAUAACCUCUUUGCUCAAUCUGCCGUCUUUGAAAGUGAUUUUAUUCAGGUGACUAGACGUGGAAAUCUUGUGGACAUCCACAACAUCCCAACACUCCUGACUUUAGGAAUAACUGCUUCUGUUCCAUUCUUACCACUUCCGAACAUCUUGAUCGUGGCCAGCAGAAAUCCUGAAUCCAAAGGGACGGAGGGAGAAGGAUAUAUGAAGAUAACCAGGAUGCUUCCCAUGAAAUUGGUCAGAUUGAGUGUGCAUGCAAAGGUCAGUCGCUGUUUAAAGCUGGUCCUGGCCAAUCGUAGCACAUUCUACCUCCAGCUACAAGACAAGCACCCUGGCCACGUCUUCAAGCUCUGGGAAGAACUUAUUCACAUAAUUUAUGCCGGACUCUCAAUAACAUUCAAAGAUGCCAAUAUCAACCUCCCCAAGUCCUCCCUGUGUGAUUCAAGGAGCUCCUCAACCUCAGUCAUUAGCUCUGAGAAAUUCACUUAUGAUGCUCAGAAACCCGACCGUAACAUUCCCACCAGGAGCAAUAUUACAGCAAAUACUAAAAUAGGAGUUUGGAAAAGAAACAAGAUGUUGGUUGGAAAGGAAACACAUGAUGGGUCUGAUGUUCCCAGUUCCGAAUCUUCAAGAUGCACAAUCAGAUCACAGUCAGUUUCCGGAAAGAAUAACGACAAAGUCUCCAUGAAAGAUUGGGUCCCCGAUACUCAGGAGCCUCACAAAAUACGGACAAGAACUGAACAAUUGCUAGAUGUGAAAGAAGAAAGAAGCCCAGGAGACGAGUGGGAAGAGAUUAUUGAAAGAUGCUCCUGCGACCACUGUAAAACAUGCAAUCAAGUCUUGACACUACACACCCUGCCCUGUAAACAGAAGCAAAUUGGGACCGAAGGAGAAGAGGACGAAGAGGAAGGAGGAGGAGCAGAAGGAGAUCCUAACACCUUUGAGGCAGAAGAUGAAGACCGCACUUACUUUGGACUCUGGGAACGUGACAGACCAACGUUGAUGCCACUCUCCAGACUGAGUAGCCUCAUCGCUGUUGGACUGAGAUAGCUUUAAAUCUACUUUUUUUUUUUGGAAGGCAAAUUCUGUUUGAUUUAUAUUAAAGAAAAUCUUUGACUUAGAUAACAUAAUUACUUUUAAAUUGCCUCCUUGAACAAUUUCAGUACUGGACAAUUUUUCCCAGUUUAUAAAGCAAUCACAUAUCACUAUAGAGCUUGGGAAAUAGAAUAAAGUUGUGUGCACUCUAUCCAGGCAAACACAAUGAGACAGACACACUAUGAGCAGGAUUAAAAAUAUACUUAUUGUUAGGAAGAGGAAUAGAUCGGGUAGACACACAGUCUCUUGCCCAGAGAUGGGG
This is a messenger RNA of Amblyraja radiata (thorny skate), 1638 nucleotides long. Its product is annotated as protein FAM71F2-like. Bases 141 to 1331 code for a protein of 396 amino acids. Gene Ontology annotation, cellular component: nucleus. The record is from RefSeq and is a predicted model, not a curated record. The transcript is spliced from 5 exons. Lineage: Eukaryota; Metazoa; Chordata; Chondrichthyes; Rajiformes; Rajidae.